This is a messenger RNA of Musca vetustissima, 1764 nucleotides long. It is a transcript of the gene eIF2D, whose product is annotated as eukaryotic translation initiation factor 2D. Bases 1 to 1764 code for a protein of 587 amino acids. Lineage: Eukaryota; Metazoa; Arthropoda; Insecta; Diptera; Muscidae. Gene Ontology annotation, molecular function: translation initiation factor activity; RNA binding. The transcript has 3 exons. The record is from RefSeq and is a predicted model, not a curated record. Gene Ontology annotation, biological process: formation of translation preinitiation complex; translational initiation.
AUGUUCCUUAAAUCAUUCAAAUUAAAAAGCAAUACCCCACUUAAAGCUUCAGAGGCAAAAAAGUUGCGACUUCGAUUAUCAAGCGAAUAUCCUGAUACUGAUUGCGACAUUUUAAUACCGCCUAAAUCGAAUGUAACAGUAUUGAAAUUGGUAACUAGCGGCGAAAUUCAGACGACUGUUUACUGUGUAGACAAAUUACCAUUUUUCUUUGAAAAUGAAGAGAAAAAACUUGUUCCAACCUUAUAUGCAUUGUGGAAAAUACAUGAUUUAUUGCCAUAUUUCACAACCCACCCGGCCGUUUUGCCUAAAUUGAAGAAUGGAGCUGAUUUGAUGCUGCCGGGAGUAGUUACUCAUGGGAAAGGCGGCAUGUCUGUUUACGGUCAUUACAAAAAGGGUCAACUGGUUGCUGUGAAUUUAACAUCAAACAAGUAUGCUGUUGGUGUUGGGUAUCUGCCCCGUUCAAGUGAAGAUUUGUACAUGUGCGGAGGGCAUGGUGUUGCCGUAAAAAUUUUACAUUUGUUUGGCGAUAAAUUAUGGGGCAUCGAACCACAGCUGGCACAGCAAGUUCCGGAAUUUAAAACUACUCUAUCAGAGAACGACUUUCCCGAACUGGGGAAAAAGACAAACCCAAAGAAAAACGAGGAGGUAAAAAUCGAAAAUUUGGACAAUGAAAAACGUCUGGUUGUUCCUCUCGAUAAUCUUAAUAUUAAGGAUGAAUCUCUUCAAGAAACAUCAGAUAAUUUGCCACCUGAAAAUAAGGAGACUAUCGACGGUAACGAAAACAUAUUAGCAACCAAUAAUGAAGAAAAUACAAACGAUGUUAUUAGCCCUGAGCUAAUACUUAAGAACGCUUUUCUGUCAGCUCUGAAGAACCAUGGAAAAUCUUUGCAAUUACCAUUGUUGACAAGCAACUUCUAUCGACUUUAUGUCGUACCUGAAGCACAGCAGGCGAUAGAUCUCAAGAAAACGAAAUAUAAAAAACUGUCAAAUUUUCUCAAUGAAAUGAUUGACGAAGGUUUCAUUGUCGUAAAAGAGGAAACCAAAGGAGUUGAUAAAAUUACGUACAUUGAUUUGGAACACCCAGAGUUGGUAAAUUUUAUUACCGAUUAUAAGAAACCGACAGGAAAUGGCGAGGGAACAAUGGAGAAUGCGUUAUUUCACUCCGAAUUAAUGGAGUUAUACACAGUAACUGACAACACUGCGCCAUUCUUUACAAAAUUAAAUUAUAAACGAGGAGAAGGCAUACCGGCAUCCAAAAUUAAAAAAGUUAUUCGCGAAUACAUAAAUAUGCAAAAUUUGCCAUUAUCAAAAGACACCGGUGAUGAGUCAAAGACAUAUUUGUUGGAUGACUGUUUGCAAACGAUCUGUAAAUCAAAAAGCGCCACUUUAUCAAACAUAAUUGCACAUGUCACCUCGCAAAUGGAGCAUUCUUACAAAAUGUGUACGGCAACCACUGUGUCCAGCAACAAACCCAUGAUCCAAAUGUCUUUGGCUACAAGAUCGGGCAACAAGAAGGUGACGUUGGUUAGUAACAUUGAGGCUUAUGGCAUUAUAUUGCCAGAGUUUAUCAAAUUAUGCAAGCAGGGCGCUGCCGCUAGUACCACUAUUGUAUCAGUACCUAAUCAGAAGGCAGAAUUGCUUCAAAUACAAGGAAACCAGGUUAGGUUUAUAUAUAACUUGCUAACCGAAAAAUACAAAAUCCCUCCUAAAAAUAUAUUGGGUCUGGAAUUAGCCAAAGACGGAAAGAAACACAAAAAGAAGUAG